AUGGGGAGGCACUCUUGCUGCUACAAGCAGAAGCUAAGGAAAGGCCUAUGGUCACCUGAGGAAGAUGAGAAACUUUUAAGGCAUAUUACUAAGUAUGGUCAUGGAUGUUGGAGCUCUGUCCCAAAGCAAGCUGGUUUGCAAAGGUGUGGCAAGAGCUGCAGACUAAGGUGGAUUAAUUACUUGAGGCCUGAUUUGAAAAGAGGCACAUUCUCACAGCAGGAAGAGAACCUCAUAAUUGAACUUCAUGCAGUUCUAGGAAAUAGGUGGUCUCAGAUUGCGGCACAAUUGCCUGGAAGGACAGACAAUGAAAUAAAGAAUCUGUGGAACUCUUGCUUAAAGAAAAAACUUAGGCAGAGAGGCAUUGACCCUGCAACCCACAAACUACUUUCUGAGGUUGAAAAUGGAGAGGACAAGAAUCCUCCUGCCAGUGGCACCCAAGAUAAAGCCUCUGCAGUCUCCAAUACUGAACUCAACCUCCUCAAAGCUGAUAAUUCUAAGCCCUCGGGAGCAAAUUUACAAGAAAAAAGAUUAUCUCCGAUAUCUCCACAUGGUUACCAGUUGGAGAGGGAAAGUACUUCCAGCUCGAAGGCUAUGAAUGGGAGCAGCAAUGCCAAAAAUGACCAUGGUAACAACAAUUUGAUGACACCAACAAUCAACAAGGACUUUUUCUUGGAUAGGUUUACAGCUUUCCACCAUGAAAGCUCCACAAGUAACUGCCAGCCUUCGGAUUUUGUAGGGAAUUUCCCUCUUCGGCAAUUGAAUUAUGCAUCCAAUGCCAGGCUUGCAACGAACUCGAUCCCCUCUCUGUGGCUGAGCCAAACCAGCAAAGCUUUUGACACGAAUUCUGAAUUCUCUUCCACUGUGAUACCCUCCAUUCUUCCACCAGCAGUAACAAGCUCAUUUCUUUCUACAUCUAUGGGCUACAAGCCUUCCAUUACUGUUCCACCUGGCAAUCCUCCAUUGCCUUCUUUUUCAACCAACAGCUGUCGGCUUUGGGAAACCGGUGCCCCCAGCAACAACAGUAACAGCAGUACUGGAAGCAAUGGCAGUACGGAGCUGCAAAGCCACAGUUCCUUCUUUGAGAAUACCAUCUUUUCUUGGGGAUUAGGAGAUUGUAGCUCAACAGAAAAGGAGGCACAGAACCCCUUGAUGGCAAGCCAACAGGAGGACAUCAAGUGGCCUGAAUAUCUUCAAAAUCCAUUGCUCAUGGUUGCUGCUUUACAAAAUCAAAAUCAGCAAUCUUUGUUCAAUGAGAUAAAAUCAGAAACACGUCUCCUAACAGAAAAUUCAAGUGGUAUGUGGCCUCAUAACCAGCAGCAACAUGAACCUUUACAAAAUCCUGAUGUAUGUCCCAAGGAUAUACAGAGAAUUACAGCAUCUUAUGGUGAGUUCAUUGGACCAGAGGGAUUGAAGGAAAUCGGUGGGAAAUUAACAAAGAAAUGGAAAUUACUGGUGGUGUUUACGGGGGGAGGAGGACCCACUGGUGACUCAAGGUCAGCCAAGGAAGGGAAUCUUUUGCGCAGCCACACCCACACGUACAAGUAUGCCCUUCGCUCUAACCAGAUGGAUCAAAUGAGCAGGCCAAAUUGUCGGGCCUUUUUGUUUCAUUUGUGA
Messenger RNA from Dovyalis caffra, 1614 nucleotides. The record is from the annotation of a GenBank genome assembly. NCBI's taxonomy places the organism in Eukaryota, Viridiplantae, Streptophyta, Magnoliopsida, Malpighiales, Salicaceae.